Dromaius novaehollandiae (emu) is the source of this 1973-nucleotide messenger RNA. Its product is annotated as bone morphogenetic protein 8B-like. Gene Ontology annotation, cellular component: extracellular region. The record is from RefSeq and is a predicted model, not a curated record. Lineage: Eukaryota; Metazoa; Chordata; Aves; Casuariiformes; Dromaiidae. The transcript is spliced from 7 exons. Gene Ontology annotation, molecular function: growth factor activity; cytokine activity. The coding region runs from base 23 to 1291 and encodes 422 amino acids.
GGGCCGGGUCGGCGGCGGUGCCAUGGGGCCGCUGGGCGCCCUGGCGCUGCUCGGGGCGGCGGCGGUGCUGUGGCAGCUGGGCAGCGGCAGCGUCCUCCGCCGCCGCCUCCACGCCGCCGGCUUCCCGCAGCGGCGGCUCAGCGGCGGCGAGCGGCGCGACGUGCAGCGGGAGAUCCUCGCCGUGCUGGGGCUGCCGGGGCGGCCGCGGCCGCGGGGCCCCGCCGCCGCCCGCGCCCCCGCCGCCGCCGCGCCGCUCUUCAUGCUCGACCUCUACCACGCCGUGGCCGGCGAGGAGGAGGCGGAGGAGGAGGAGGCGGUGUCCCGGCCCGUGCUCACCGGCCUCAGCACCCAGAGCCCCCCGCCCGGCAGCGUCGUCAGCCGCGCCGACACCGUCGUCAGCCUCGUCAACGUGGUGGAGCAGGACAGGGACAUCUUCUCCCCGAAGCCCUACUGGAAGGAGUUCAGAUUCGACCUGACGCAGAUCCCCGCGGGCGAGACGGCGACGGCCGCCGAGUUCCGCAUCUACAAGGCGCGGGGCGGCACCCGCCACGCCAACAGCACCCUCCGCGUCAGCAUCCACGAGGUGCUGGCCGAGCACGCCAACAGGGAAUCGGACUUAUUCCUGCUGGACGUGCAGGACCUCCGGGCCGGCACCGAGGGCUGGCUGGUCUUCGACGUCACGGCCGCCAGCACCCACUGGGUGGUGGGUCGGAAAUGCACCCUGGGGCUGCGGCUCUACGUGGAGACGGACGAGGGGCACAGCGUGGACCCCGGGCUGGCCGGGCUGCUGGGGCGCCGCGGCCCCCGCUCCAAGCAGCCCUUCAUGGUGACGUUUUUCCGGGCGAGCCCCGGCCCCGCGCGAGUCGCCCGGGCGGCCAAGCAGCUGCGCAAGAGGCAGCCCAAGAAGACGAACGACCUCCCGCAUCCGAACAAGCUGCCGGGGAUUUUCGAUGAGGCCCACGCCGCCGAUGGCAGGCAGGUCUGCCGGCGCCACGAGCUCUACGUCAGCUUCCAGGACCUCGGCUGGCUGGACUGGGUGAUCGCCCCGCAGGGCUACUCCGCCUACUACUGCGAGGGCGAGUGCGCCUUCCCGCUGGACUCGUGCAUGAACGCCACCAACCACGCCAUCCUGCAGUCCCUGGUGCAUCUGAUGAAGCCCGAAGCGGUGCCCAAGGCCUGCUGCGCCCCGACCAAGCUCAGUGCCACCUCCGUCCUCUACUACGACAGCAACAACAACGUCAUCCUCAAAAAGCACCGCAACAUGGUGGUGAAGUCGUGCGGCUGCCACUGACCCCCGUGCAAGGCGCCUUUCGCGGGCUGAAUCGUAGCAAAAGCCGGAAAAGUCAAAAUAAUUAAUAAUAUUAAACCCUCACGACCCUCCUUCCCCAGACUGGAUGUAAAUAAUAUAAAACUUUUAUUCUCUUAUUGCACUUAAUGAGACAAACACACACACACACACACAUAUACAUACAUGCAUACAUACGUGUAUAUAUACACACACACACAUAUAAUAUAUAUAUAUAUAAUAUAUAAUAUAUAUAUAAAAUAUAUAUUUUAUAUAUAUAUAUAUAUAGGGGAGAGAGAGAGCACGUUUGUGGCUGGUUACGUGUCAUUUUGGGCCAUGGCUCCUGGCUUUUCCCCGGAGCCGCUGCCUCGCCGGCUCCUGCAGUCUUAAUUAUCGCUGGCGCAGCCCAGGCUGCCGGUAAUUAGGGCCGGGGAGGCGGCGGCGGAGCUGCGCCGGGGUUGAGCUGUAUCUAGCCGCUGCCUAACCCGGCUCUGACCAGUGCUUCUGAGUCCCUGCGUGAAAACACCGCCAGCCAAUUAAGCAGCCGGCUGACUAACCCGCUCCUGUUUACUCAAAGUUUAAAAAAACCUCAGCCAAUUGGAAAAAAAAAAAAACAAGGCAAAAAAAAAUGAAGCCGCAUUGAGCUACGACACUGUUAUAAAAUAAACGCCUAGUUUGGCAAGUAAAC